Messenger RNA from Aspergillus fumigatus Af293, 1383 nucleotides. Lineage: Eukaryota; Fungi; Ascomycota; Eurotiomycetes; Eurotiales; Aspergillaceae. The record is from RefSeq and is a predicted model, not a curated record.
AUGAGCUUUUUGCGCUGCAACAGAGGUGUUCUGGGGGCCCUCAGGUCCUCUCGGCCUCAGAGGGUCAUCCCAACCAUCCCAUCGUCAAAAAUAUCAAUACCUCGACGGAGUUUUCAUCCUGCAUUACCCUUUUGGGCCAUAAAAUCUCAAAUAUUGAAGGAUGUGGGCGAAGGGAUCACCGAAGUCCAAAUAAUUCAGUGGUACGUCGAAGAAGGCGCUCACAUAGAAGAGUGGAAGCCACUGAAUGGUAUGCAUGUUCAUGUACAGUUGAAAGGCGAGGACAAUCCGCGUCUAACAUUAUGUUCUUCUCAGGCGCUCUGUGAUAUAGAAGUCGAAGAUGGCAAAUAUCCAGAUGAUCACACGCCUACUGAACCCAAACCCGAGCAAUUACAGCCAGACCCCGUUGCUGCAGAUACUCUUUCUGUACAGUCAACAGCAUCGACUCCGUUGCCCCCUUCACAGGCCAAUGAGACCACUGUUGAAGCCCCAAGGUCAAAGUAUGCCUCUCUCGCUACCCCAGCAGUCCGUGGGCUGCUGAAGACUUACAAUGUUGAUAUUCUUGACGUUAAAGGGACGGGGAAGGAUGGUCGUGUCCUUAAAGAAGACGUGAAUAGAUUUAUUGCCAUGCGCGACGCAUCAGCACAAGCGCGUUCUGUGGCACCUGCCAGUCAGCAAACAGAAACCACGGUUAACCUGACACCGAUCCAAUCACAAAUGUUCAAGACCAUGACCCGCUCUCUCACUAUCCCGCACUUCCUCUAUGCGGAUGAGCUCAAGAUCAACGACAUUACAGCUCUAAGGAAGAAGCUGGCAUCUGACCCCAAAGAUCCCAAAAAGGUCACCUUUCUCCCUUUCGUUAUCAAGGCUGUGUCCCUUGCUUUGAAUGAGUAUCCGCUUCUUAACGCUAAGGUGGACUUGAGCAUUCCUGAAAAGCCGAAACUAAUCAUGCGGCCGAAACAUAACAUCGGAGUUGCAUUGGAUACCCCACAGGGGUUGAUCGUUCCGAACAUCAAAGAUGUCGCAAACCGGACAAUUAUGGAAAUUGCAGCAGAAAUUAAGCGGCUAAGUGCACUGGGCAAAGAGGGUAAACUCACGCCCGCUGACUUGAGUGGUGGCACGAUAACUGUCUCAAACAUCGGCAACAUCGGCGGCACCUACGUUGGACCAGUGAUUGUACCAACUGAAGUGGCUAUUCUGGGGGUUGGAAAAUCAAGAACAGUACCAGUCUUUGAUGAUGCUGGGCAGGUCACCAAGGGCGAGCUAGUGAAUUUUAGUUGGAGUGCAGACCAUAGAGUUGUGGAUGGGGCCACUAUGGCAAGAAUGGCCAACAAGGUUCGCGAGUUUAUCGAGUCGCCAGAGUUGAUGCUCUUGAAUUUGAAAUAG